UCUGUCACAAGAAAUGUCGUUAGUUAAGCCAGUAUGAGGCAUGCAGACAUUUGCAAAGCACGACAUUGUCAGCAGAUAGUACAAGCACGACAUUGUCAGCAGAUAGUACAAGCACGACAUUGUCAGCAGAUAGUGGAACCCUGAUGCCUGACAAUGAAGGUUGUAAUCUGUUUUUCAAAAGAAAAACAAAAACUCAAAUAAAGUUUGUUCUCAAACUUGGAGGAAUUACUUUGAUAAUCUACUACAUGCUCCACCAACUCAGUGUCAGGAAUACACUGUCACACUUUCCAGUGGAAGCUCUCAACAUUCAUGAAAGUGAAAUCGAAAAUGCUCUACGACAUUUUGCUGACCCAAAAAAAGAUCCACAAGUACCUUUGAGGGAUUGUCCAAUUCCUAGAUUGAUCAGUCGUCAUGGUAACCCAAGUUCUAGUAACGAUACCCAGUCAGCCCAUUGCAGGCGAGUGCCACCCGUCAGAGGGUCAUGUGACAUAGCGGACUCUCUGUUCAAGGAUCAGCCUAAGGGCACCUGCUCACAACAAGGCCGAGUACAAAUAUGUGAUUUCCAGGGCAAUCCGAGGAGACUGAUCUGUAAGAAGACAAACUGUGAUAAGCUCCACCUGGGAACUCGAAGUCUUGACACUGGUGUGCUGAAAUGGAGGGAAGUGGCAUCAACUGAUAUGUUACAAAGUCAAAUUGUUGACCUUCUUAAGACGCCCCACAGCGGUUAUUGCUACAUCCGUUGUGAACAGUCCACUGUGGAGGUGAAUGUGGAGUAUCCAGACUUUCUGCAAGAAUCCAGUGACACUCAGAAUGUGCAGCUACUUAUUCUGCCCCCACUAGUCCCGGGGAACAAGAAGUAUAACAGAGCAUCACCGUCUAUAAAUGUUAACUUCAUAUUUAUUGACUCUGUUUCAAGACACCAUUUCUUUAGAUCUCUACCAAAGACAAUAAAACUGUUUGACAGACUUAACACUGGCAAGAAUGCAGUGGUGUUAGACUUUGAGCUUGUACAGGCAGUACGUUCAAGAACUUUUGAGACUUUAAGUAGUUUGUUUCAAGGCAACAUACCUCAGGAAGAUCAGACAUUCGGAGUGCUGGACAUGCCCCCAGAAGCCCUCAAAAUUGAGGGUUUGUUUGGCUUGUUCAGAGAUGCAGGGUAUUGUACAUUAUGGCUGGAAGAUCUUUGUUUUGAAUGGGAGUGGGGCAUCUCUAAAGAUUUGCUUGUACACAACAAAUCACUAUCAACAGAAGAGACAUGGAAGAGUUUGAGGAAAGCUUUCAGUAAAGCUGGGAUUGAAUCUUUUGGUGUUUCUACAGCGAGCUGUGAGAUUCUGAACCAAAAUGGAGUGAAUGACCACUUCCAUGGACCUGAUACUGUGUGCUUCAAUGGCCGACAUCAACAUGAGUAUCUUCUGGAUUAUUUAAAACUUUACCAGGACAUGAUGGCCGCCACAAGUAAACCCUAUGUUACAUUCCUGGAAACAAACGUCGGCCAUGAAGACACUGGUCGGAGAGUACAGACAAUGGAUGAUCAUCUGGCGGAGUACCUGGCAUUCGCUGCUAACCAGCGGAACACCCUGACUGUGGUUUUCUCCGACCAUGGGAAUGCCUAUGGAAAGUUUCUAGAUGAAUCUCCAGAAGGAAGGGUGGAACUGUACCAUCCGGCUCUCUUCAUGAUCGUUCCCACGUCAGUCGCGAAACAACUCGGUCAGGACAAAAUGGCGGCCUUGACCUUGAAUCAGGACCGUUUGGUCAGCCAUCUUGAUCUGCACUACACCAUCAGAUCUCUGAUCAGCAGCACGUCCAACAUUCCCGAAGUCAACAAACAAUACCUCGUCAACCCCAUGGGGCUGUUCCGCAACAUGUCGGACUCACGUCAGUGUCUCAAUGUUCCACAGAUUCCACCCAACUUCUGUAUCUGUGAGGGCGGCGAGUCGCGGGUCAAGAACAACACCCUCCAUGUUGUGUAUGCACACUUCGCUGUUGGCACCAUGAACAACGCGAUACAGACACAGUUCCAUCAAGCACAUCCGAGGGUUGUCACAGGAUUUGGCAGCUGUCGCAGACUGCGGUUGGCAAUGUUCCAACAUGUGAGAAAAGCUGUGCAUUCAGACAAGACUGUUUCCCUGACAAUGGACUUGUUGUUCGAGACUGGAGAUCCGUCCUACCCCCAUCACGAAGUCUUCAUGGUCUCCGUCCAGUCAAACAACGGCCAGUUUGUCCUGAACAAGUUUGACCGCUUGUCUCCAUACAGUAAAUACUCCGUCUGUGCUGACAAGGGGGUACAGCUGCAGCUAUGCAUCUGCAACAUCGGCGACCACCAGGUGGAAAUGGAACGCCUGCCGCCGCUGUCUGAUGCAGGCUUGUUACGGAGGCAGGACCUACUGAUGCAUGCCAGCAUCGUGAAGGUGAAGGAGUCUGAGGACUGUCUGUACCGGAUGAACCAGGAAAACGAAGAUGGCCUGACUGUGUCUAUGAUGAACGUGUGCUCCACCACUGUGAUACAUGUCUCUGUUGCCGUGGACACGGUUGGUAUGGAAGCGUUGACAGGCAAGUCUGUGCAGGCUGAUCUACGCCCCGGGGAAAUCAGGUUCUUGUUUGCUGGCGUCGCCAAAUCCGUAAAGACGUGGAACUGGUCCUACCAAGUACAGUUUACUCUCAACACCUGGCCUUGACCUUCAGUGUAACUCGCCUGGACCUUCAGUGUGACUGGCAUGUGGAGUCUGCUUAUGGCAGCCAUGAAGGGUUGAAAUAAGUUACAUUGGGAGGUCUGGUUUUUGGUGAUUCCGAUGAGUUAAUUUUUCAGUUAAUCCUACAAUACUGCUUUAACAAUGCUAACAGUGGUGCUGUAACAAUGCUAACAGUGGUGCUGUAACAAUGCUAACAGCACUGCUGUAACAAUGCUAACAGUACUGCUGUAACAAUGCUAACAGUACUGCUGUAACAAUGCUAACAGCACUGCUGUACCAAUGCUAACAGUACUGCUGUAACAAUGCUAACAGCACUGCUGUAACAAUGCUAACAGGACUGCUGUAACAAUGCUAACAGCACUGCUGUAAUAAUGCUAACAGUACUGCUGUAACAAUGCUAACAGUACUUCUGUAACAAUGCUAACAGCACUGCUGUAACAAUGCUAACAGUGGUGCUGUAAUAAUGCUAACAGUGGUGCUGUAAUAAUGCUAACAGUACUGCUGUAACAAUGCUAACAGUACUGCUGUAACAAUGCUAACAGUGGUGCUGUAAUAAUGCUAACAGAACUGCUGUAACAAUGCUAACAGUGGUGCUGUAAUAAUGCUAACAGUACUGCUGUAAUAAUGCUAACAGUACUGCUGUAACAAUGCUAACAGUACUGCUGUAACAAUGCUAACAGUGGUGCUGUAAUAAUGCUAACAGUGGUGCUGUAAUAAUGCUAACAGUACUGCUGUAAUAAUGCUAACAGUACUGCUGUAACAAUGCUAACAGUACUGCUGUAACAAUGCUAACAGUGGUGCUGUAACAAUGCUAACAGUACUGCUGUAAUAAUGCUAACAGUGGUGCUGUAACAAUGCUAACAGCACUGCUGUAACAAUGCUAACAGUACUGCUGUAACAAUGCUGCUGUUACAAUGAUAACAGUACUGCUGUAACAAUGCUAACAGUACUGCUGUAACAGUACUGCUGUAACAAUGCUAACAGCUACCUACCUAUUAUAUGGUAGUUGUUCUUCAAUUAUACAGAGCUCCAGAUAACUUUUUGAACAAUUGAGUUUUUACUCUAGGGUUUCUAUUUUAAUUGGGUUAUCACAUUUUUCAUUGGGUAACCAAUAUUUUUUCACUCAUCUACUCAUCAUUCUCAUGGGAUUUUACCAAAAUUAGUGAACAUUUUAAGAUUUAAAAAAAUGAAAUAAUGUUUUAGAUGUAUGUAACUGGUCUAAAUAUAUAUGUUUGAAUUGGAAAAUAAUAGCUCAUAAUUGUUUCGGAAAUUAGCUCCUUUGUACGCAUGCUGAAAAAGCUUCAUUGGGUAUUUACGCGUGCUGUUUUUAUACAUUUGAGUUUUUCAUUUAAUGCCUGCAUUUCUUAAUGCAAGUUAGUUGAAAGUAAUUGGGUUUUGAAUAUUUUGGUGGGUAUUUUUACGCUGCAUAUCUGUAGCUCUGGAUAUAUUAAUAGAGUUUAACAUGGCGAGCUUCACAUGGCAGAGCUUUUAAAAAGAAUUUGGUGACAUAAUCGGUUGAUACAGUGUAACAUGGCGGCAUCAGGGUAUUCUUAGUGAGAGAUGCAACUGUCAAAAGGUAUUUGUGGGAAAGGGUUUCACAAGGCUUUGCAUGAAGAAUCUAAAGCAUUGCUCUGGGUAUGAACAGUGUUAUGUUCGGGAAGUCAGGAGCAGCAAUGGACUACUUAUUCCAUGUAAAAACUAUGCAGUGGGCGGUUUCAGAUGUUGUGUGAGGGGACAAUGAUGGGCGGCAAGCCCGUGGUUUCAUGUGAUGAGUUUUGAUACUACAGUAUACCAUAUUUUCUUGAGUAUAGUGCGCACUUUUUUGUGCGGUACAUUUACUUAAUCAUAAUUUUAUGUGUAUCUAACAAUCAUAUUUGUCAAAAUAAAACUUGACUGUUGAAUGAA
Messenger RNA from Haliotis rufescens (red abalone), 4595 nucleotides. RefSeq lists its product as uncharacterized. The transcript is spliced from 3 exons. Lineage: Eukaryota; Metazoa; Mollusca; Gastropoda; Lepetellida; Haliotidae. The coding region runs from base 144 to 2675 and encodes 843 amino acids. The record is from RefSeq and is a predicted model, not a curated record.